AUGAACUUUCCACGACACGAAAUGCCCGGCAUGGACAUGGGCGACGACUCGUCCGGCUCCUCCUCCUCUUCCCACAGCGCAAGCAACAUGAUGACCAUGGUCUUCCAAACCGAAACCCGCACACCUCUAUACGCAACUUCCUGGACGCCGACAAAUGCCGGGGCCUACGCAGGCACAUGUAUAUUCCUCGCCGUUCUCGCCAUAAUUGCACGCGGACUCGUCGCCUUCAAGGCCAUCCAAGAAGCCCGCUGGCUCGAUCGCGAAGCAGCACGUCGUUACGUCUCUGUGAAUGGCAAGAUACCGUUGUCGGAGCAGAUAGCAUCCAGCCCCGAUGCGCGCCGCAUGACACUCUCAGAGAAUGGAGUCGAGGAGACAGUUGUUGUUGUCGAGAGGAAGCGAGCUGCGACGAGACCAUGGCGGUUUAGCGUUGAUCCUGUCCGGGCGUGUCUUGAUACUGUGAUUGUCGGCAUUGGAUAUCUACUUAUGUUAGCUGUCAUGACGAUGAACGUCGGUUACUUCCUCUCUGUGUUGGCUGGUGUCUUUGUCGGAAGUCUAGCAGUCGGUCGAUAUGCACCAACGACUGAGCAUUAA
This is a messenger RNA of Fusarium sp. VM40, 591 nucleotides long. The record is from the annotation of a GenBank genome assembly. NCBI's taxonomy places the organism in Eukaryota, Fungi, Ascomycota, Sordariomycetes, Hypocreales, Nectriaceae.